AUGGACCCAUGGAAGGAGUACGUCGGCGCGCGUGCGCGGGCCGAGGAAGCGGCCGGAAGGAAGACGAAGAGCUGCAUGGAGGAUGAGCUGGGAGAGCUCAUGGACAAGGAGAACAACCUGCUCGCGCUCCUGCAUGAGAUGGAUGCGAUGGGCGACCGCGACGAUGAUGGCGUCCGCUCGCUGCGCAAGAUCCAUCACCACGAGCUUUGCCAAGUCCGCUCCGAGAUCAAGCAUAUGGGCGCGCCGAAGAAGCCCCUCGUGGACCAUGUCGUAGGCCAUGGCCAGCGCUUCUUGACGAUGGAUGACAUUACCGACGAGUGGGCGACCUGGUUCAAGCCUCCGCCCAAGGAGGAUCGACCACCGCCAUAUGUGCCCAAGCGUACCGCGCCGGUGGUCAAGCCACCGAGUCCCGUCGUCGUCGUUCCAGUCCAACCACCGCCGGUCAACCGCCCGUCGCUCCGCGACCUUGGACCUAAGCCGUCGGUCGAAGACGAAGAAACACACCCCCAGCGCCGGGGGCUGCGACCGCCUCCUCGGGACCAGCCACCGCCCCGUGGAGGCAACCCCUUCGUUACGGCAGGAGAGAAGCUGCAGACGGAUGAGCGCGAUGGCAAGAACAAAGACUACGAUCGCCGCCAGCACGGCGGCAGCAGCGGUGGCAUCAAGGGCUACCACCCCAUGAAUUCCAAAGUCCUCUUUCCCAAGAGCAAUGGCGAGGCGUCGCCACCGCGCAUUAGCAAGCCGUUCCAGCCACCGGAUGGCAGUCGUCCGCGGGGUGCCCCAGCGACCAAUACUGGCGCGUCGGCAGCGCCUGUUGAGCCAGACGAAGACAUUGAUCCGCGCCUCAAGAGCUGCGACCCCGAGCUCAUCUCCAAGAUCGAACUCGAGAUCGUGGAUGCAGGCGAUCCGAUCUCGUUCGAUGACAUUGCUGGCCUCCACUUUGCCAAAAAGUGCGUCAACGAGCUCGUGAUUUGGCCGAUGGCCCGACCCGAUAUCUUUACGGGUCUCCGCAGCUUGCCCAAAGGCUUGCUACUCUUUGGCCCGCCCGGAACAGGCAAAACGUUGAUCGGGAAGGCGAUCGCAACGCAGUCGGGCGCAACGUUCUUUAGCAUUUCUGCGAGUUCGCUCACGAGCAAAUGGAUUGGCGAAGGAGAAAAGCUGGUGCGCACCUUGUUUGCGGUCGCGGCCGUCAAGCAGCCGUCUGUCAUCUUUAUUGACGAGAUCGACUCGCUCUUGACGCAGCGCAGUUCGACGGAGAACGAAGCGUCUCGGCGCAUGAAGACAGAGUUCCUGGUGCAGCUCGAUGGCGCAGGCACCAAGUCCAAGGACAUCAUCCUGGUUGUCGGCGCAACGAACCGUCCACAGGAGCUUGACGAAGCCGCCCGCCGCCGCUUUGUCAAGCGUCUCUACAUCCCGCUACCCUCGGCGGAAGCCCGUCUCGACAUGAUUCUCCGCCUCCUCGCCAAGAACAAGCACCGUCUGGAGCAAACCGAUUUGGAUUACAUCGUCGAACGCACACGUGGCUUCUCGGGCGCCGACGUGCGUGCUCUGUGCACAGAAGCAGCGAUGGGUCCGAUCCGCAACUGCGACGAUAUCCGCACCAUGGACGCGGCGCUCGUGCGGCCGAUCGAGCGCCACGACUUUGACGCGGCGCUGCGGGGCGUGCGACCGAGCGUCUCGGGCAAGGACCUUGAGUUCUACUUGGAGUGGAACACCGAGUUUGGGAGCUACCAGAUCGAAGACGCGACGAGCGAUGUCAACUAA
Molecule: messenger RNA, 1764 nt
Organism: Saprolegnia diclina VS20
Lineage: Eukaryota; Oomycota; Saprolegniomycetes; Saprolegniales; Saprolegniaceae
Exons: 13
Coding region: 1-1764 (587 amino acids)
Molecular function (GO): ATP hydrolysis activity; ATP binding
Source: RefSeq, a predicted model, not a curated record